AUGGCUGGUCCCGCGUGGAUCUCCAAGGUCUCUCGGCUGCUGGGGGCGCUGCACAACCAGAAACAGGUGACCCGAGGGUUCGCUGGUGGUGUUCAGACGGUAACUUUAAUUCCCGGGGAUGGCAUCGGCCCAGAGAUCUCGGCGGCCGUUAUGAAGAUUUUUGAUGCUGCCAAGGCGCCCAUUCAGUGGGAGGAGCGGAAUGUCACCGCCAUCCAGGGACCCGGAGGAAAGUGGAUGAUCCCUCCAGAAGCCAAAGAGUCCAUGGAUAAGAACAAGAUGGGCUUGAAAGGCCCUUUAAAGACCCCAAUAGCAGCUGGUCACCCAUCUAUGAAUUUAUUGCUGCGUAAGACCUUUGACCUUUAUGCAAACGUGCGGCCGUGUGUGUCCAUCGAGGGCUAUAAAACCCCUUACACCGACGUAAACAUUGUCACCAUCCGAGAGAACACAGAAGGAGAAUACAGUGGCAUUGAGCAUGUGAUCGUGGAUGGGGUUGUGCAGAGUAUCAAGCUCAUCACCGAGGAGGCCAGCCGGCGCAUCGCCGAGUUCGCCUUUGCGUACGCCCGCAACAAUCACCGCAGCAACGUCACGGCCGUGCACAAGGCCAACAUCAUGCGGAUGUCAGAUGGGCUUUUUCUGCAAAAAUGCAGGGAAGUUGCUGAAAACUGUAAAGAUAUUAAAUUUAACGAGAUGUACCUUGAUACGGUGUGUCUGAACAUGGUCCAAGACCCGUCCCAGUUUGACGUUCUCGUUAUGCCGAAUUUGUAUGGAGACAUCCUCAGUGACCUGUGCGCGGGAUUGAUUGGCGGUCUUGGUGUGACACCAAGUGGCAACAUCGGAGCCAACGGGGUCGCCAUCUUCGAGUCGGUUCACGGCACCGCCCCGGACAUCGCGGGCAAGGACAUGGCCAACCCCACGGCCCUCCUGCUCAGCGCCGUGAUGAUGCUGCGCCACAUGGGACUCUCCGACCACGCCGCCAGGGUCGAGGCUGCGUGUUUUGCCACAAUUAAGGAUGGGAAGAGCUUGACAAAAGAUCUAGGAGGCAAUGCCAAGUGCUCAGACUUCACGGAGGAAAUCUGUCGUCGAGUUCGAGAUUUGGAUUGAAGCUCCUGCGCGUGGAGCCCGCGUCCGUCACGCGCACCACAUCACGCACACAUGCGGUUUGCUUCUUUCCUGACAGUACAUUUCUAGAUCCGGCCUUUUCUCAACCAGAUCUCUGUGGAGGGUGCA
Molecule: messenger RNA, 1227 nt
Organism: Puma concolor (puma)
Lineage: Eukaryota; Metazoa; Chordata; Mammalia; Carnivora; Felidae
Gene: IDH3A
Product: isocitrate dehydrogenase (NAD(+)) 3 catalytic subunit alpha
Biological process (GO): tricarboxylic acid cycle; isocitrate metabolic process
Cellular component (GO): mitochondrion
Molecular function (GO): isocitrate dehydrogenase (NAD+) activity; NAD binding; magnesium ion binding
Source: RefSeq, a predicted model, not a curated record